Molecule: messenger RNA, 1805 nt
Organism: Amoebophrya sp. A120
Lineage: Eukaryota; Dinophyceae; Syndiniales; Amoebophryaceae
Source: the annotation of a GenBank genome assembly
AUGAGCGUGAACAACAAAGCUGUCAACAGGGAACCAUCCUUAAAGACGGCCGACGCCGUCGCCGCCAGUCCCCGCCCGUUACCGACAUCACUGCUGGAGGACCACGGUGCUGUUCUCUGCGCGAGGACCGAAACCCCGCAAAGAGCAACCAGACCGAAGCCAGAAGACCCCAUAACAGGUUCCAAAGUUGCGGGCGUGAAAAAAAUUUUGUCUCCACCCAGGAACUCCUCCACAGCAGAGGCCGAUCAUCAUGUUGUGGCCUCUACUUCCGUGCAAGAAAGAGGCACGACUGCGGGUGGUGGAACAAAAAGGAGUUUGUCCUCGAGUGCCAUCUUCGAGGCCUCAUCGUGUUCGACAACUCCUUCGUCAACAUCAGCGGCUGACGUCGAAUCAGCACAGAAUAAAUUUGACAUCAACGCGCUCCUUACGCCAGUGAUCGUAACCUCCCCGAUCAAGUCCCAGCCCUCCACGGAGAUGCUCGAGCAGACCGCGUACAGCUUUUUCCGCGCCUGUCCGGAUUACAAGAGGCAAAUCGUGGUCGCGUGCGACGGUUACUACGUGAAAGACAAUGUGAACGAAAACAAACGGUGCUACGGUGCGGUUUCCGCCGCCCAAGCGGAGAGGUACGAGGCUUACAUGGAAAAAUUGGAAAACCACCCAGACCUUGCGAAAUUUUUCAAAGUCCUACGACCCGAGAGUAGAUCUCGGCCAGAUGUGGAUGGAAAUGGGGUCGUGGAGCCCGACGUCGCGCGGAAGAUGACUGCGAAAAAUUCAUCGUAUUCGUCGUCCCACGUCGGGUUCGCCUGGACUUUACAACGCGCCAUCCGCGAGCUCGUGCCUACAAAAUUGGUGAUGGUGCUGCCCCACGACGUGCGGUUCGAUGACAAGUUUAACGGCGAGAAGAUCUGCCAGGCGUGCGAUCUGAUCAUGAGGACAACUUCAACUGGGGAUCAUGGUUGUGACGUGCCUCUUCAGGAGGUCGUGAACAAAGAUUGCAGUCGUGUAUUAACUCAGCAUCGUCCGAAGAUCAACUACGUCGGAUUCCUGUCCGGGCGCACGGCGAAUCUACAGCAGAGGUACUGGGAAAAGGCUGGCCUGUAUCUGCAGAAACAGGUGGAGAUCGCGUUUCCGGGGGAGGGCACAAGGGCGAAGCCAGUUGACCUGCAGCCCUUGCCAAUCUGGAAGGAGAACCCGCACAUUGCUUCGGUCGCGAAAUACGAGGAAUUUAUCUUUUCUGGGAAGUUCAAAAGAAUCAAAAGAGGGCAAUUUAUCGAGGAAACGGUCGGGCAGGAGAUGCUGUCGCAGAUGAAGGCGCUGGCGGCGAGCGGCACUGACGAGGGGAAACACAAAGCGCGGGAACUGCAUCGGAACCACUUCGGGUGCUACUUGCUCUGCGACGACGAGGUUGCGGCGACGCGGCACUUGGACGGCAGGUGCUACGUGCCGGUGCAGGAGAGGAAAGAGCGGGGUUGGGUGGUCGACGACGCGGACUUUGUCGAGGACUGCACGAGACAUUUUUACGGACGAGGUACUCCUGUUAUAGUGGCCGGGGCAAAAAACGCAGACGGCGAAGUUCACACGGAAUCACCUUCAAUGCGCUCGGCAUGUAUAGUAGGAAACGAAGCAGCAGAUCAAGAGCAGGUCGAGGACGAAAAUCAAAAUCCACGAGAAAUCGAAGAUGAAUCAACAGAUAACAUAACGGUCUAGAGUGAGAUUCAAUGUUGGACCAGAGUUUGUAAGAGCAAAGCAAGGUGGAAACGAAAAGGCGACUUUCACCAGGCAGAAACUGCUGGAAACUAAGUGAU